This is a messenger RNA of Mercenaria mercenaria, 2366 nucleotides long. RefSeq names its product receptor-type tyrosine-protein phosphatase F-like. Bases 92 to 1423 code for a protein of 443 amino acids. The record is from RefSeq and is a predicted model, not a curated record. NCBI's taxonomy places the organism in Eukaryota, Metazoa, Mollusca, Bivalvia, Venerida, Veneridae. Gene Ontology annotation, molecular function: protein binding. The transcript has 11 exons.
AUCAUAUACAUUCCGGAUCUAUACAGAAAAUAAGAGGUACAAUUCAACCAGUUAUGACAGUGUAGCAACAAGCUGUAAAACUAAAGCUAAAAUGUCAGAGCCACCAACGAAGCUUGACAUAUCUAAUGUUACAAGUCGUAGUUUUGAUAUUUCCUGGAUGAAACCUACAGAAACAUACAGUGCAGAGAACUAUGGUUAUGUUCUACAGAUUAAGGAUGAUCAGGAUAAAUGUGUGAUAGAGAUUAUCUAUAGAUGUUCCGACUGUACUGGCAGGUUUCAGAUUUCAAACUUGAAUGGUUUGUGCAGUUUUACAGUUCGAUCAACGAUAGACAAGACUAAGCAACAAUUAGAAGGUCAGUUGUCAUAUCUCGCAACCCUUAACCCAGAUAUUGCUUAUACUGUGACUGUUACUGCUAUAAAUGAUGGAGGAAGAGGAUAUCCUGCUAACAAGACAGAAAGAACUCUAGAAGAAGCUCCACAGAGCCCUCCAUACAAUGUGGAAGUAAGUGAUAUUGAAACCACAUCAUUUAGAGUGUCUUGGGAGAUGGAUGAACCUAGACCCGGACAGACCAACUUCACAAUUACCGUAUAUGCUGAUAAACCAGCUACAACAAAAGAAUUCUCAAUAAAAGGUUUUACCACAAGAAGCUUCGUUGCUCAGGGUUUAGAAGAGUACUGGAGCUACAGUGUGACUGUGACAGCCGCUACAUCAGUAGGUGCUAAAACAUCUGAUGCAACACUGCAAUACAGGACCCUACCAGCUGCACCAGGAAAGGUUUCCAAUUUUGAGAUAACAGCCGCUCCUGGUGGAAAUUAUGCAAAAAUGCAGAUUUCCUGGAAUGCCCCUGAUAUAUUGCAAAGGAAUGGUGUUAUAAAAGAUUAUAGCUUGAUAUAUUUUUCUUCAAAAUUCAAGAAUACACCGGUGAAGAAGAUUUUGGCACAUACGUUUGUAGAAUAUCAUAUGUACACAGCAACUGUAGAUGUAGUACCAGGGGAGAUAUAUAGUGUUGAGGUUUAUGCUACAAAUGAACAAGACUUGAAAGGUGCAAGUACGACAAAAUUUAUUCAAGCACCUACUAAAGAAAAAUCUAGGACAGGCUCUGACUGUGACGGCGCCAAAAACUCGAUUAUUAUAGGCAUUGUACUAGGAGCAUUGCUUUUAAUUGUGUCUAUAUAUGCUGGGUACGCGACACUUGUGAUCAGAAGAUAUAAAACGAAACAAGAGUUUCCCGAGUCAAGCAAGGCAAGGACGAAAGAGCGCAGAGGUCCAAUUUAUGGUAACGAAACGUUCAUGAUUGGCGAAACAGAAGAAAUUGAUUCCUCUGACCCAGCAGCAGUCAGACAUUCUGAAACAGAAUACACCAGAUUGGAUGACAAUACAAAAGAUGACAAGGGAACAUAUGAUAUUAUCCAAGCUAUGUAAAAUGGCCGACGAAUUCGUGACUAUACCUAAAGAAAUGAGAACGCACAUAGGGUCAAUCAUUACUUUAUUGUAUGAUAAUUUCUGGAUCGGAUCGGAAGGCAACUACUUUGACUUAGUUAUAUGAAGAUGGGCUUUUCUGUUUGAUAUCCCGUGUUUUUUAACCAGUUCGACUUGAAUGCAAAUUUCCAAAGACCGAACAAUGUUCGUAAUCGGUGUGCUGAUUUGUCAGAUAAAUAACAUUUUUGUUUGUCAAAAGCUGAUAUCUGAUAUGUCUGUCUUUGAUAAUUUUCUUCUUUUCUCCUCCUGAAGCGAGUUUCUGUAUGUGAUCAUUGCACAGAGAAGUGUAGCGCUUAAAAUGUAUAUACUUAUUUCAUUGGAUAAAAGUAAAAAUAAACAUCAAUUCACGCACGGCUUACAAUAGAGUUUAGUGCUAGACAGUUUGAAAGCAAAAGUGCUAAAUUAAAGAGUGGAUAUUUAGAUAUUGUUUGUACAUGGACAUUUCCAAUAGUCGUUGUAUAUGAUGAACCUGCGUUAGUACGGGUGAUGGCUGUCGAACAAUAUAGAGGAACUCUCUCUUUCUUGCUAUAUUUUCCUCUUUGUCGAUUUACGAUUAUUUUUCAAUCAUUAAAACAACUUAUUUUAGUGAAUCUAUGAUGUGUAUCUAAUCUCAGUUCAAAGUUAUUUUUGUCACCUUGUAAACAUUUUUUUCUCAGAUUAUCUCACUCUCUUUUCGUCCCUCUCUCGAUCAGUUUAUAGUUAAAAUGUUAUUCAUAGACAUAUGAGAUGUUUACAGUCUGUUAAUUUGACUUCAUGUUUGCUAAUGUUGGUAUUACUCGUGGCCCAAUCCAUUUGUUUAUGUUACUUUUGUGUUCAUAGUAUUGUUUAUAUGCCUAUAUAACAAAUGCUAUAAAAUACUAUUAAACUAUUUAAUCCUAAAUUCAAA